AUGAAUUCGGAGCAGCGUCUCCUGUCAUGGAUAGAGACGGACUUAAAGCCAAGGGCCUCUACCACGAGUCGCUCACUCCUCAAGGUAUAUCUCUCGUCUUCAGUGCUGAUGUCUAACCUUCUUCGUCACCUUUAUAAUAUAGAUGUCACUGGGGCUGCCGUACUGCCCACGCUUCUGCGCACUCUUAUGCCAGGCGAGAAGAGCAUUACGAUUGAUGACGUUUUCGCACGGGAAGAGCUGUUCGAAGAUGCAGUUUCUCUUCUAAAUCAAAGAAUUCUGAGGAAAACCCAGACCGGCCGCAGCCCGGACGAAACUUCCCAAGAGAACGUGUAUCACACCCUCGCUGCCUUUGAUUCAUGCCAGCAGCGCAAGGAUGCUUUGCUUGAGGCGCUGGAAGUCGUCGAGGCAGACAUCUAUGCACAGCAGCGCGAAUUGAAGAAUGCUGUUCAGGCCAUGUCUUCUGAGAUAGCUGAUCUGCUGCUUAAGUGUGAUACGUCCAAGAAAGCUACGAAGCAGCGCCAAACGGUCACAUUUGCCGAUUCCAAAGAUAAGACCCGUAGCAUUGUCAACGAAACCGAUGGUUAUUAUGAGGAAAUAGAGGAGCUUACAAUCGAUGAGCUGUCAUCGCCUUCCGCAUCCUACUCGGGAGCAGCGCAAGGUCCCUUGACAACAACCGAUGACAAGCGCAUAGCGCAGCUUCAAGAUAACAUCCAGAGGAUAACAUCUGUUCUUAAAGCAUACAAUGAACAGCAGGAGGAGAGAGGAAGGUAUGUCGGAGAUGCAAAUGCACAUAUUCGUGUCCUUACAGAGACAAGGGAAGAGAAUCGCCGCUACCAGGUUCUUGUGAAUAAUCUCAGCGACGAAGUAAGUGUAUACAAAGGAAAGCUUAGUGAUCUUUCUCGUGAAUGCGAUGUUCUGAAAAGCAAAUUGGCAUCUUCGAGGCCCGACUUCUCUCAGUCCUCUAUUACUACAACUGAAAAGUCGUCUCCUGCUGCUCUUCAGUCAGCUACACCUGGGCGGACUUACAUUCGAACUCCAGAUAAUGCCAAGGCACCCAGGCCCGGUAGCCGCCCGAGGGCCAUGUCACAAAAAUCUAACGACCUCCGAUCUUCUCUGCAUCAGAGACGAGGAGGACAUGUUACCGAUAACAGCUAUUGUCAGCCUCAGCCUAGUACGCCGACGCUCUCUGCAACUACUAAGAUAAAUGAGCUAAAGCUUGCUUUAAAGCAACGAGAAUCGACAAUUAUGGAGCUCAGAGCACAGAUUUCUGAGCUUACGCGGGCGUCAAGCCUAUCAGUCACAGACUUUAGAGAGCUGGAAGAGAAGCACAAGAGUCUAAUGGUAAAAUGUGAUAAAUUGCGGACGAUGCUACGUUCCAUUGAGCAACGUAUACGAGAAUAUGCAGUGGAGGAUAGCAAUCUUACAUGCAAUCCCACCGGCAGAGACGCACUGGAGCUCCUCUCCAGCUUCUAUCAUCUGAUGCGUGAUAAGUGUUAUGACUUUGCCCGAAAGGCAGUGGAAGCUUCAUCUACAAAGAUCCAGAAGGAAAAGACAAGCCAAGACAGGCGUUUCAGCGAAACAUUUGACAAGAGCUUUGGCGGAGGAGGCCGUGGGCACUCAGCAAGCUACUUGCACGGGACUUCGUCGGUUGAGAGAGAGAAUGAGCGGCUCAGAGCUGUUGUCCAGGAACUUUCGUCUGGAAAAGAUGCCUUUGAAAGGAGACUUUCACAGCUCGAGGGCCAGAUCAAUCAGCAGAACAAGAGGGCAGAUGAAACGCGCCGUGAUCCUCUUCUAACAAGUAGUGGGCUUAUGAGGAGCACGCGCCUGGAUCGCAGCAUACGCACUAGUAGCCGAGGCAGAGAUUAUGGUGACCGGUUUAGAAGAUCCAGUAACAGCGAGUAUGAGUAUUCAGGAGAUUACGACGACAUAUCAUUGAACAACCUCGCAUAUCGGCUCCGCUCCGACUCCAAGCGAAUUGCCAUGUUAACGGGUGAUGCCAAACGACCUGGCUCCAGUCGCAGAUACUGA
This is a messenger RNA of Giardia duodenalis, 2028 nucleotides long. RefSeq lists its product as uncharacterized. NCBI's taxonomy places the organism in Eukaryota, Fornicata, Diplomonadida, Hexamitidae. The coding region runs from base 1 to 2028 and encodes 675 amino acids. The transcript has a single exon. The record is from RefSeq and is a predicted model, not a curated record.